Trichosurus vulpecula (common brushtail) is the source of this 671-nucleotide messenger RNA. Its product is annotated as eukaryotic translation initiation factor 4E-like. NCBI's taxonomy places the organism in Eukaryota, Metazoa, Chordata, Mammalia, Diprotodontia, Phalangeridae. The record is from RefSeq and is a predicted model, not a curated record. Gene Ontology annotation, molecular function: RNA 7-methylguanosine cap binding; translation initiation factor activity. Gene Ontology annotation, biological process: translational initiation. Gene Ontology annotation, cellular component: cytoplasm; eukaryotic translation initiation factor 4F complex.
AUGGCGACUGUGGAACCGGAAACCACCACCACUCCUAACCCCCCACCUGCAGAAGAAGAAAAAACAACCAAUCAGGAGGUUGCCAACCCCGAACACUACAUUAAACAUCCACUACAGAACAGAUGGGCGCUCUGGUUUUUUAAAAAUGAUAAGAGCAAAACUUGGCAAGCAAACCUUCGUCUGACCUCUAAGUUUGAUACUGUUGAGGACUUCUGGGCUUUACACAACCAUAUCCAGCUGUCUAGUAAUUUAAUGCCUGGCUGUGACUACUCACUUUUUAAGGAUGGAAUCAAGCCUAUGUGGGAAGAUGAAAAAAACAAACAAGGAGGACGAUGGCUAAUUACAUUAAACAAACAGCAGAGACGAAGUGACCUUGAUCACUUUUGGCUAGAGACACUGCUGUGCCUUAUUGGGGAGUCAUUUGAUGACUACAGUGAUGAUGUGUGUGGAGCUGUUGUUAAUGUUAGAGCUAAAGGUGAUAAGAUAGCAAUAUGGACUACUGAGUGUGAAAACAGAGAUGCUGUUACACAUAUAAGGAAGGCAUACAAGGAAAGGUUAGGACUUCCUCCAAAGAUAGUGAUUGGUUAUCAGUCCCAUGCAGACACAGCUACUAAGAGCGGCUCCACCACUAAAAAUAGGUUUGUUGUUUAAGAAGACACCUUCUGAGUAUU